UGUUCUUGGUACACUAAGAGACAGGGCAACAACGUCAUGUGAAAACACACCAGUGGAAGUUGUGAAGCAAGGUCCACUGCCAUGAAUGCUAAUGCGACAUGGCAUCGCCUCAUCGUCACGUCAUGCCACACUAUGUCACUGGCCGGGGCCCAUCGCGGCCGUCGGCCCCGUGGGCGGCCCAGAUGGUGUCCACGUUGCGCUCGGCCCAAGUAAUCACGUUGAAAAACUAUGGAGGAGAGCUCCAAGCUUCCAUGCCGCCAUUAAAAUCCCACGACUUGAGUGGUGGUGUGGACUGUGGAAGAGGAAGACGAAGAAGUUGCGAGUGGAAUAUCUCCGGGAAUAAUCUUGUCGUGUAUCACAUGAAUGCAUUCAAACGGACAAGGUGGCGGACGAGAAAGGUGGCGUGCAAACAAAGAGCUUGGAAUGGACUUUCUGGUCACUGAAUGUUCCCUGUGCCAUACCAGCGCGUGAAAAAAAAAUCUCGGAUGGUCCUAGAAAGAACUCGAGCUUUGCACGAAUAUCUACCAUCGCCCAAGUGUGAUCGAUCGUCCAUAAUCAUCCUUUUUUAUAUCAUUAUCGCCCAAGAUCAUGCUAUUGGA
Selaginella moellendorffii is the source of this 599-nucleotide messenger RNA. RefSeq lists its product as uncharacterized. Lineage: Eukaryota; Viridiplantae; Streptophyta; Lycopodiopsida; Selaginellales; Selaginellaceae. The record is from RefSeq and is a predicted model, not a curated record. The transcript has 3 exons. Bases 99 to 443 code for a protein of 114 amino acids.